AAUAACAGUGGAAAUAUUGCGCAACAAUUUGUGCCAACAUCAAGUCAACUGCAGGUUACAACAACAGAAACUGUUACUUGAAUCGCUACAAGAUGGCAACUUUUGGUCUUUCGGUUGCCCCGAGACACUCCCUGGCCUAUCAUGUUGCUCUCAGCAUGGCCUUGUUGUACCUGGCGAAUGCCAUACCAG
Molecule: messenger RNA, 189 nt
Organism: Candidula unifasciata
Lineage: Eukaryota; Metazoa; Mollusca; Gastropoda; Stylommatophora; Geomitridae
Source: the annotation of a GenBank genome assembly